Kluyveromyces marxianus DMKU3-1042 is the source of this 909-nucleotide messenger RNA. It is a transcript of the gene GET4, whose product is annotated as protein GET4. Gene Ontology annotation, molecular function: protein binding. Gene Ontology annotation, cellular component: cytosol; TRC complex. The record is from RefSeq and is a predicted model, not a curated record. The coding region runs from base 1 to 909 and encodes 302 amino acids. Lineage: Eukaryota; Fungi; Ascomycota; Saccharomycetes; Saccharomycetales; Saccharomycetaceae. Gene Ontology annotation, biological process: protein insertion into ER membrane. The transcript has a single exon.
AUGAGCGAUAAGUUGCAAAGAACCUUACAAAGAUUCAAUUCGAGAAUUGAAGCCGGUGAUUAUUACGAGGCGCACCAAACUCUUCGGACUAUUGCUAACCGGUACAUUAGAGCCAAAAAGUACGAUGAGUCGAUUGACUUGAUAGCUCAUGCAGCUGGUGCGUUUUUGAAGUCUAAACAAGGUGGAUCGGGUACUGAUUUAAUAUUUUACUUGCUAGAGGUGUACGAUUUGGCAUCUGUAAAGUGUGAUGAUGCUUCUGUCUCGAGACUAAUCCAACUCUUGGUGCUUGUAGACAAAGACGAGCCUACUUUGAAGGAUUUGGUUACUGGUAUGAACAAUUGGUCUGUGAAGCAUAGCGAUUAUAAGUUUGGGGAUCCAUACUUGCAUUCUGCAAUUGCCAUGAAAUUGUUGGAAGGCGGAUAUACAUACGAGGCGGAGAGGUAUCUUGUCUUGGGGACGGGUGAAUCUAUGAGACACUACGUAGAUCUUCUUUGGGACUGGUUUGAACAAUCCGGGGAGGAUGCUUCCAACUUUGCCGAUUUUGCUUCGAGAUUAGUGUUCAACUACUUGUUCAUCAGCAACAUCGAGUAUGCGUUAGAAGGUUUGAACGAGCUUUUGACCAGGUUUAUAGAUCGUACUGGAGCUGAAUUUGAAAGCACAGAGAAGGGUCCUUAUAAACUAAAGGUAUUCUCGUCGAACGAGUCAUUGAACUUCCUACAGCUACUAAUAAUUGCAUGUCAAACAAAGGAACGGGUUCUGUUUGGCAACUUGAAGUCCCAGUAUCCAUCCUUGGCCCACAAGUACAAUUCCGAACUACAAUAUUUGGGACAAGAAUACUUCGGUAUUAAGGUGGAGAAGCCCAUCAACUUCCUCCAGGAUAUGAUGUCUGGCUUUUUCGGAGGGAAAUAG